UGACGUCGUCCAUAAUGGCGGCGCGCUCGUGUGUCGCUCGUUAGCGUGAAGAGCUGCGGACUCAUCUCACGGCCGCUUGUUCCCGGCGGCUCACUCUGGCGCCUCCAUGUUAAAGUCCGGCGCAGCGGGUCCAUCCACCGUUGCUUCUCUUCAGCCGAUGAAGGAGUUCAAGGAGAACUUCUCUGGCCAGGUGAUCCUGGACCACAUCAAGCCGUGCUGGUACUGGGACAAGAAGGACCUGGCCCACACGCCGUCGCAGUCCGAGGGCCUGGACCCCGGCACGGAGGCCCGGUACCGGAGGGAAGGAGCCCGCUUCAUCUUCGACGUGGGCACCAGGCUGGGCCUACACUACGACACGCUGGCCACCGGCAUCAUCUACUUCCACCGCUUCUACAUGUUCCACUCCUUCAAGCAGUUUCCCCGAUACGUGACGGGCGCCUGCUGUCUGUUCCUGGCAGGGAAGGUGGAGGAAACCCCGAAGAAGUGUAAAGACAUCAUCAAGACGGCCCGCAGCCUCCUGAACGACGUGCAGUUCGCCCAGUUUGGAGACGACCCCAAGGAGGAGGUGAUGGUGCUGGAGAGGAUCCUGCUUCAGACCAUCAAGUUCGACCUGCAGGUGGAGCACCCGUACAUGUUCCUGCUGCGCUACGUCAAGCAACUCAAAGGCGACAAGAACAAAGUGUGCAAGGUGCUCCAGAUGGCGUGGACCUUCGUCAACGACAGCCUGUGCACCAUGCUGUCUCUGCAGUGGGAACCGGAGAUCAUCGCCGUGGCCGUCAUGUACCUCGCCGGCCGCCUCUGUAAGUUCGACAUUCAGGAGUGGACGGCCAAGCAGUCGUCUCGCCGCUGGUGGGAGCAGUUCGUCCAGGACGUCCCGGUGGAGUUGCUCGAAGGUACGGGUCAGACGGCCGCGCCCGCCUCCACGUCUUCAGCUCGCGUGACACUUCCUCUUUGUCCAGACAUCUGCCACCAGAUCCUGGACCUGUACUCGCAGGGGAACAAGCCCAUCCCCCAGCAGAUCCAGGAGAAGGAACGCGCCGCUCCCCAGGCGCCCGUUCCCCAGGCGCCCAUUCCCCCGAUGCCUCAGGGACUACCGCCGGCACCCACCCCCCCGCCCCCCCCGCCCAAGAAGACCUCCCCCCAGGGGGGCAGCCCCGCCCGCCUGGUCAAACGCUCGCAUACAUCCCCCAAAGAGGAACCCAAGGCUCCAGUCACAGAACAAGUGGGAGCCAAGAUCCCCCGACUGGAGAGCCCCAUGCCCCCUCUGCCCACAUCGCUGCCUCCCCCAGAGCGCAAGGCCCCGGCUCCGCCCACGGAGGCCGAGCCGUUCACUGAAGCCGCCCCUCCUCCGCCGCCACACGCGCCCCCCCCCCUGCCCCACCGCCCUCCUCCCCCGCCGCCCUCCAACUACAUCAUGUCCACCACCAGCUCCUACAUGUCGGGCGAAGGCUACCAGAGCCUGCAGUCGCUCAUGAAGACGGAGGGUCCCUCCUACGCCCCGAUGCCCCCCAGCUACGCCCCCCCGUUGCCGCCGUACCACCCCCACGUCUACCCGCCGCCUGCGGCGCCCCCUCCUGGCCCGCCGCCGCCUCCUUCCAGCUACCCGCCGCCCAACUUGGCGCCCGCGUACCCGCCGCCGGGCUACAACAGCUACCCGCCGCCGCCGCGCAUGCCGCCGGGCCACGCGCCCCCUCCGGUCAUCGGCCUCCCGCCCGGGGGGUACCCCCCCCCCCCAGGACAGUCCCAGGUGCCCCUCCCCCCUCCGCCCGGCAUGCCGAUGAACCACGGCGGGUGGAUGAGAUGAGGAGGGUCUCACCAGGAAGUAGACCGGACUAUGAGGCCCUGCUGGUGGUCAGGUGACCAACACGGCCACUUCUGAUUGGUCGUCACAUGUCGGCGUAAUACAUGUAGUUUAGUGACUGAAGACGAAGAGGAAGAGCAGCUCCACACGUCACCUGGGACCUCUGGUCUCUGGUCUCUGGUCCUGGUCUCUAGUCCCUGGUCCUGGUCUCUGGUUCUGGUCUCUGGUCUCUAGUCCCUGGUCUCUGGUUCUGGCCUCUCCUCUCUCCUCUCUGUACAUACAUGUUCUUCUUUAGUUCCUCGUGGAGCUUCUUUCUGUCUGUUCAGUCGCCCGUGAAUAAAGACUUUCUGCUUUGA
Messenger RNA from Pseudoliparis swirei, 2157 nucleotides. RefSeq names its product cyclin K (gene ccnk). The transcript has 10 exons. Gene Ontology annotation, biological process: regulation of transcription by RNA polymerase II; positive regulation of DNA-templated transcription, elongation. NCBI's taxonomy places the organism in Eukaryota, Metazoa, Chordata, Actinopteri, Perciformes, Liparidae. The record is from RefSeq and is a predicted model, not a curated record. Gene Ontology annotation, cellular component: cyclin/CDK positive transcription elongation factor complex; nucleus. Bases 107 to 1804 code for a protein of 565 amino acids. Gene Ontology annotation, molecular function: cyclin-dependent protein serine/threonine kinase activator activity.